CCGGAAGAAAUUUAUCAAGGAAAGACCCUUCUGGACGUACUAUGUGAUGGCUGGUUUGAGUAUUACGUUGCUUUUACUUUACAUUCGGUUUCAUCUACUUCAAGUCCUGGCUUUAGAAGCACAAGACAACAUCUCACAAGGUCCUCCUCAGGAUCCACGAAAGUUUUCUACUGCUCUCAGCUUAGACGACGUUUACGAGCAAACAGAAUACGUUUUGGACCAUUUGCCCUUUGACUGUAAUGGUAAACCUGACGGGGCUUAUCCUGACUAUCAGAGAGCAUGCAAGUUUUUCUACCUGUGUGAAAGAGGACAAACCCACGUAUUCUGGUGUUUUAAUGGCACCAUUUUCAAUUCCGACACUGGUCACUGUGACUUGGCACAUAGGGUGCGCUGUGUUGACCCCGAGAAGUCAACCUCGUCAGCGCUAGUUGGAGAGUGUAUGGAUCAAGAGGAUGGGGUCUAUACUGACUACGCUAGUGGCUGUAGUGGAUUUUACUUAUGUCGAGGAGGGCAAAAAGUGGACUUCAGAUGUCCCGAAAACAAACGCUUUGACUGGAGGAUAGGAUCAUGUCGAGACAUGCAGGAAGUACCUUGUUUCCAACUGUCCUGUGAGAACAAGCCUGACGGAUUAUAUGCUGAUUAUGUAGAGGGCUGUAAGCGAUAUUAUUUAUGCCGUGGCAGUGAAAGAUUAGAGUAUAUUUGUCCUCCGGGGAAAAUUUUUAAUGAACAAAUAUUGAAAUGUGAUCAUCCCAAUCGAGUACAGUGCUUCAAUUCCUCUACUUUUAAUUGUAAUGGCAUGCCUGAUGGUUAUUAUCCACAAUAUGAUAAUGGCUGCCGAGCGUUUCAUCUCUGCAUUAAAAACAAACCGAAGAGUUUUUCUUGUCCUGCAAACUUAGCAUUCAGCAAACGCCCUCUAGCUUGCGAUUACCCAUCUAAAGCAAACUGUGAGAAGCCUGCAAUUUCGGAAUGUCGGAAUAAGUCUAAUGGGAUAUACGUCCUGUCGGAAACUGGUUGUCGGGAAUUUUUGAUUUGCAGAGAUGGCCACGUGACACAUCUCGGAGCGUGUGCUCAAGGUAAGCUGAUGAAUCCAGCUACUUGGAGAUGUGACCAUCGUUCGUUGGUGAAAUGCUCUUCAGCAAAGGAUCCUGACUGCGAAGGUAAACCUGACGGCAUGUAUCCCGAUAUUAACACUGGUUGCUCCGCAUAUUAUGUGUGCAUUAGCCAUCGUAGAAUCUUAACUCAGUAUUGUCCAGAGUCGACUUUGUUUGAUGCCUCAGUUGGAAGCUGUUUGGAAUCCCCUCUUGUCUACUGCCAGAAUAGUCCUGUCCUCACUUCAGUUCAUCAGUGGAGUAUGUCUCAUUAUGGCUGUGAAGGUCGAAUAGGAUUAUUUCCAGAUUUCAUUUCUGACUGUAAUCGUUACUACAUUUGUGCAUACGGAAGAAAAGAAUUAAUGAAGUGUCCAGAAGGUAAGAGGUUUAGUGCUGUGACUAAACAAUGUCAAGAGUCUAAUUCAGUUUCCUGCAUAGCCCCGAAAAUUCUUGGAAAUUUCAGAUGUUUGCAGGGUGACGAAGGAAUAUAUAUGGAUGUAAAAAGUGAUUGCACGAAAUGGCACGAGUGUUGGGGAGAGGCCGGAUGGACAUACCUUUGCCCCAAAGGUAGCCGGUUCAAUGUGGUUACACGCUCCUGUGAUAUCAGUGAUAAGGAAGAUUGUCAAAAUAUUGGAGAAGAGCUAUUUCGUCCUUAUACAUUUAACUCGCAAAUCAUCCGUGUUUUACAGAAAACGGACUCUACAUUUAGUUGCCGAGAAAAACUCAAUGGGAUUUAUUCUGCCGGAGCACUGAGCUGCAGAUUAUUCUAUAUAUGUGCUAAUGAAUACGCAUUUUCCUACAUGUGUCCUGAAAAUCUAAUGUAUAAUUUUAGAACUGAAUCUUGCGAUGAUCCUAUUCGGGUAAAUUGUCAACAAGUACAGGACCCGUGGACUGAGGACAAUGAUGACUUUUCGUGUAGCUUAAAAACAGACGGUAUGUAUCCAGACUAUUCCACAAACUGUCAGAAAUAUUUCAUCUGCGAAAACGGACAAAAAAUGACGGUCUAUUGUCCGAAGCAUCAUUUAUUUAACACUUUAACAAUGGUUUGUGAGCUGGAAUCUCAGGUAAAAUGUAGACUUCCACUUUAUGACGAGUACCAAGUACCACAAGAAAAUGUCAAGGAACACGUAAUAACUAAUGAAAGAAGAAGUAACAAUUCAACAAUUGACCAGUCACAUAAAAAUGAUUCUUCCGAAGGCUUUAAACCAAUAGGCUUUACUGAGACUCAAAACAAAACUAAUGCAUUUUCAAAUGAGAAAAAUCUAAGAAACGAAACGCGAUUGACGAAUGAAAAACAACCAUAUCAUGGUAAAAUGUUCACUGAGAAAGAUUCUAUUUAUCAAAGAGAUGAAAUGAUGAAAGAAACGAACUAUCCUUUUUUUAGCGACGUAUUAGUAACAACACGCGUGCCUAACGAUUAUGAAUAUUUUAACUAUGAAAUAUAUGACAUUCCUGAGUCAUACAGUGCAAAAGUAGAAAAAGAAGGAGAAACAUAUGGUAAGUAUCACAGAGUUAUGGUUAUUGCUGGUAUUGCUCAGGACAAGACGAAAGAUGGCGUACGAGAUGAAACUUUUUAUGAAACGCAACUACCUUACGAAAGGCUAGAAUACGAUGAUGUUAACCGAUAUGAUACUCCAUACAACGUUGAAACAGAAGACGGAACAGUGGUAGAAAGACCACGUAUCGCCACCACUACAACAUCUAUUCUCAAAGAAGGAUUAGAAUACUUUCGAAAUACUGCGCAACUUGUCGGGUUAGGAAAUACUAAUGAAACAAACAGCGUUGUGAAAGAUGUGAAGGAAAAAUACUCAGUAACACCCAGUAUGAGAAGCAGAAUCUCUCCACCUAGCAGCAGCAGUAGUGAAUAUGAAGGUGGAAGCCAAGAGCCAUCAAUUAACAAAUCAAAUAUAAAGUCACAGCCGAACGAGAGUGCCAGUCAAAAGUACUAUUUUCCUGUAACGAAAACGAGUUCCCAAGAAAACACUUUGUCACCAUUACGUAAAUCUACACUUGGAGAAGAGGCAUCAUUGUUCCCAAGGUCGACAAGAAGACCUCACACAGUUACUUAUAGACUGAUUCAUCAUACUUCAUUACCAGCUAUAAUAAAUCCUCCCCUUAGCACUCAACAAUAUUCAAUAGGAGAAACUGACUUUAGUUCUUCAUCAAUACGCCAGUCUGAUGAGACAGCAUCAGAUUCAUCACUGACGAAUGAACAUGGGUUUGAAUGUCCCGAAGGAGAAACUGGUUUCUUUCCAGAUUAUGAGAGCGGAUGUAAACAAUUUCAUAUUUGUUACAGAAAUAUCAAGAAAACAUACAGCUGUCCAAGUGUGUUGCUUUUUAACCCUGAAUCAAAAAAUUGCGAUCUUCCUAAAAACGUCUUUUGCCAAACACCAAAGCUUUCCAGCGUGAAAGAUAUGAAAUGCGAAGAGAGAAUGAAUGGAUAUUAUCCAGAUUUUAAGUCGGGAUGUCGACAGUAUUAUGCUUGUUUUCAAGAUCAGGUAUUUCUAUACACUUGUUCCACAGGAAAACUUUUCAAUCCUAGGACAAUGGCCUGUGACUUGGCCGAAACUGUAUUGUGUGUUAACCCUGAAAAACCUACAACAGACAUUACGAUGCGUCCGAAAGCCAGCAAUGUUGUUGACAAAAUGUCUAAACCAGCUCAUGUCCAUGGUGUUCCUCACCGUUUUUUGUUCGAUUGCUCUAAUAAGCCGGAUGGUUUCUACCCUGAUUAUGCGAGAUCCUGUCACGUAUUCUAUAGAUGUAAAGAUGGAAAAAAGAUUUCACAUUAUUGCAAGCAAGGAUUUUUAUUCAAUGCCGAUCUAGGAAUAUGUGACUUUGAAGAAAACGUCACUUGUACUUCCCCCACAAAUGAUAACGUUACGGAACAGCUAUGAUGCACGUGACAAACAAACAGCAGAUUGAAAAUCAAAUUUCAGAAAAUGUUCAAAUUGAGAAGAGCUCUAUUAUUCUCAAAGCAGGGAUUUUCGUUCACAUAACGGUUGUUUAAUAAAAGAACUCUUAGACUAUUUAAAUGAGCGUCUCAAUCUGAGAAAAAAAUGCAGUGAAUAUGUGUGUGUGUGUGGGUGCAAGGGAGCUGAUAAGAUGAGCUGCAAGUCUAAAUGAAAGAAAACAGCUAAUAGAGUAACUCACAUGCGAUAAUUCCCUAAUAGCUUAUUAGAAACCAAACAUAAUAUCAAAUAAAACUAUCUUUUGUGAUAAACAAAUAAUUACCGGGAAGAUUCUUGUGACAACUAGGUCGUGCCAUAAACAAAACAGUUUUUCUCCAUUUAGGUCAGUAACUAUAUUUGAUUAACGUUAAAUUUUUACUUUUUGAAUUAUGAAUAAUCAACAAUGCUAGAGGUUUUGU
Messenger RNA from Limulus polyphemus (Atlantic horseshoe crab), 4455 nucleotides. RefSeq lists its product as uncharacterized. Lineage: Eukaryota; Metazoa; Arthropoda; Merostomata; Xiphosura; Limulidae. The transcript is spliced from 4 exons. The record is from RefSeq and is a predicted model, not a curated record. Gene Ontology annotation, molecular function: chitin binding. Gene Ontology annotation, cellular component: extracellular region. Bases 47 to 3982 code for a protein of 1311 amino acids.